AUGGCCGAAGAGAAGCGAAAGAACGAAGAGCGGAUCGAGCUCGCCGAGCAGAAACUCAAACGCAAGCAGACGGAAUUGGAGGCGCUGCAGCAGUCGAUCAGCACGCUGUCGCAAGAAGUCGAGGCGAAAAACAAGCAGAUUCAAGAGCAGGAAGAGCGUCUGAAUCAGACGAUCAUGCAGUUCAAAAUGGACUCGCUGGACGUGGAGCACUUGAAGAAGCAGCUGGAGGAGGAGCAUCAGCAGCACGAAAUCCUCAUGGAGCAUCAGCGAAUCUCGUACUCCUCGCUGCAGUCGCAGUACGACGAGCUGUACAAGCGGUACCAGUCCAAGCAGGAGGAGCUGAACAAACGCGACAAAGAGGCCGUGCUGGCGCGCUAUGAGCGAGGCGACGGCGAGGAAAUGAAGAGAUUGAAGGAGCAGAUGGAGCAAGAACGGAAAGAAAAGGAGCGGCUGAAUCGGGAGAUCGCCAGACUCAAUGCGGAUCUGAGCAAUAUGGCGGAGAGGGUCCAUGAAGCAGAGCAGAAGCAGACGUUCGCGGAAAAGGAGGCGGAGAAUGCGAAGAUGCACGAGAGUGAGCUGAACAAACGCAUUCAGAAUCUGGAAGAGGUGAACGCGAAGCAGAAUGCCUAUCUAGAGGAGUUGUUGAAUUAUUAUGAUGAUUUAACAAAGAAAUGA
Messenger RNA from Blastocystis hominis, 675 nucleotides. RefSeq lists its product as hypothetical. Lineage: Eukaryota; Bigyra; Opalinata; Blastocystidae. The transcript has 4 exons. The record is from RefSeq and is a predicted model, not a curated record. Bases 1 to 675 code for a protein of 224 amino acids.